AUGGAGCGCCCAUCACCGAGGGAACCCCCUGGCCAUCCUCACCAGGGGGAGGCCUCUGCCUGCUGCCGGCUCACCGUGAGGGUCCUGGAGGCGCGGAACCUGCCGCAGGCCGACCUGUUGAGCGAGGCAGACCCAUAUGUGAUCAUACAGCUGCCAACCGCUCCUGGAACAAAGUUCAAGACGAAAACAGUCACCAACUCCAGUCACCCUGUAUGGAACGAAACCUUCAGUUUCCGAAUCCAGCGUCAGGUCAAGAAUGUUCUGGAGCUGAGCAUCUAUGAUGAGGACUCAGUCACGGAGGAUGAUGCCUGCUUCAGGGUUCUCUAUGAUGUCUCAGAAGUCCUUCCUGGCAAGCUGCUCCGGAAGACCUUCUCCCUGAGUCCCCAGGGGCAGGAGGAACUGGAUGUGGAGUUCCUGAUAGAGGAGAUGUCGGACCACCCAGAAAACCUCAUCACCAACCAAGUCCUUGUGGCCCGAGAGCUGUCCUGCCUGGAUGUGCAUCUGGACAGCACCGGGAGCACGACUACGGACUCAGAUCAGGACAAGCUGGAGUUGGAGCUGGUGGUGAAGGGGUCAUAUGAGGACACACAGACGUCUGUGCUGGGCCCAGCCUCUGCCCUCUGCUUCCACUACCUGGCAGCCCAGGGGACAGAGCUGAGUGGGUGCCUGAGGAGUGUCACAGGCAAUGGCUGGAACCCAGAGAGCUUAGAGGAGCACCUCACUGUUCCCCUGAAGUCUCUGGCCAUGGGGGAGGAGGUGACCAUCGAUGUCCCUGCCCCUCGUGCCCCAGGAGUGAGGCUACAGCUCAAGGCAGAGGCCUGCCCCGAGAAGCUGGCUGUACACUUGGGCUUUGACCUGUCUGCAGAGGAGAAAGCCUUCCUGAGGAGGAGAAAGCAGGUGGUGGCUAAGGCCCUGAAGCAGGCUCUGCAGCUGGAGGGAGACCUGCAGGAGGAUGAGGUCCCUGUCGUGGGCAUCAUGGCUAUAGGAGGGGGUGCCCGGGCCAUGACCUCGCUCUAUGGCCACCUAUUGGGCUUGCAGAAGCUGGGCCUCCUGGACUGUGUGACCUACUUCAGUGGCAUCUCGGGCUCUACAUGGACAAUGGCCCACCUAUACGGGGAUCCCCAGUGGUCGCAGCGGGACCUUGAGGGGCCCAUCCGACACGCCCGGGAGCACCUGACCAAAAACAAGCUGGAUGCCUUCUCCCCAGAGCGUCUGAGGAGCUACCAGCGAGAACUGGAGCUGCGGGCCGAGCAGGGCCACCCCCUGACCUUUGUGGACCUGUGGGCCCUAGUGCUGGAGUCCAUGCUGCACGGCCAGGUGAUGGACCAGAAGUUGUCAGGACAGAGAGCUGCACUGGAGCAGGGGCAGAACCCUCUGCCCCUCUACUUGAGCCUCAAUGUCAAAGAGAACAAUCUGGAGACCCUCGACUUCAAGGAGUGGGUUGAGUUCUCCCCCUACGAGGUAGGGUUCCUGAAGUACGGGGCCUACAUCCCCCCUGAGCUCUUCGGCUCCGAGUUCUUCAUGGGACGGCUGAUGAGGAGGCUCCCCGAGUCCCGGAUUUGCUUUCUGGAAGGUAUCUGGAGCAACAUUUUCUCCCUGAACUUGCUGGACGCCUGGUAUGACCUCACGAGCUCUGGCGAGACCUGUAAGCAGCACAUCAAGGACAGGAUCAGGAACAUGGAGAAGGAGGCCCCUGCCUCCCCAGGGACCGCCUCGUGUCUGGAGGCCUCGUGGCUGCAGCCCGGCACGGCACUGGCCCAGGCAUUUAAGGGCUUCCUGACAGGCAGGCCCCUCCACCAGCACAGCCCCAACUUCCUCCUGGGCCUCCAGCUGCACCAGGAUUACUGUGGCCAGAAACACUUCUCUACCUGGGCAGACUGCCAGCUGGACGCCACCGCCAGCCAGCUGACCCCCCAGGAGCGCCAGCUCUGCCUGGUGGACACCGGCUACUUCAUCAACAGCAGCUUCCCCUCCAUGUUCCGCCCGGGCCGCAGGCUGGACCUCAUCCUCUCCUUUGACUACUCCCUGUCCUCACCCUUUGAGGUGCUGCAGCAGACCGAGCUCUACUGCCGGGCCCAGGGCCUGCCCUUCCCGCGGGUGGAGCUGAGCCCUCAGGACCUCCGCCAGCCCAAGGAGUGCCACCGCUUCUCGGACCUCGCCUGCCCCGAGGCCCCUGUCCUGUUGCACUUCCCACUGGUCAACGCCUCCUUCCAGGAGCACUCAGCCCCGGGUGUCCGGCGCAGCCCCGCGGAGCUCCAGGCUGGCCAAGUGGAUCUCGAUGUGGCCACCUCUCCCUAUUCCCUGUUCAACAUGACGUACACGGAGGAAGACUUUGACCGCCUGCUGAGCCUCAGCGACUACAAUGUGCGCAACAGCCAGGCCGCCAUCCUGCAGGCCUUGAGGAGCUCUCUGAGGCGCCAGGCCCCAGAGGUGAUGCUUCCAGGGGCUCAGACAUGAGGCCACUCGGGGCCUCGGGAUCCUGAGGAGCACACUCUGCCUCUCCAGAGGCUGGGGGCUGAAUCCUUCCAGCUCUCCCAGGCCUGGAUCACCUCUGCUGGGAGUCUCACUGCCCAGGGGACUUUGUUCCCCCUAAAGCUCUCAUUUAGGACACAACUUGUUUGAGGGGAGCUAGCAAUAAACUCUUCCCAGGCCAGUGCAUAGAACAGCUGGUCCAGCCAAACAUUCUCAUGCAAUUAUUUCCAUGCCUGAGCAGAAUGGAUUUGGGGUGCAAGCCAGAGGCGUCAGACCAGGAGAGGGGACAGGAAGGGUGGAGAAUCUCCUGGAUAGAGAGGUGGCUCCAGGCAUUAGGAGUCAGUGUGUCCUGAACACACUUACUCCUUAACCCCCAUGCUCGAAGUACACACAUACACAUGCACACACACACACACAACUAUGGCUGUCCUGGCCUCAGGUGUGUGUCACAGCUGGAGCCCCAGGACCAGGUGACCUCUCCCCAGGACGCUUCUUCCUCUGUCUCUUCUGUAUUUGGCUUUAUUUUGAU
Messenger RNA from Choloepus didactylus (southern two-toed sloth), 3001 nucleotides. RefSeq names its product phospholipase A2 group IVD (gene PLA2G4D). The record is from RefSeq and is a predicted model, not a curated record. The coding region runs from base 1 to 2457 and encodes 818 amino acids. Gene Ontology annotation, molecular function: calcium-dependent phospholipid binding; calcium ion binding. Lineage: Eukaryota; Metazoa; Chordata; Mammalia; Pilosa; Megalonychidae. The transcript is spliced from 20 exons. Gene Ontology annotation, cellular component: cytosol. Gene Ontology annotation, biological process: glycerophospholipid catabolic process.